Jatropha curcas is the source of this 2249-nucleotide messenger RNA. RefSeq names its product Nucleotide-diphospho-sugar transferases superfamily protein (gene QUA1). NCBI's taxonomy places the organism in Eukaryota, Viridiplantae, Streptophyta, Magnoliopsida, Malpighiales, Euphorbiaceae. The record is from RefSeq and is a predicted model, not a curated record. Gene Ontology annotation, molecular function: polygalacturonate 4-alpha-galacturonosyltransferase activity.
AAUAUCUCUCUAUCAAUCUCUCCUUCUCCGGAAGAAAAAAGAAAGCCGCUGAAAGUGAGAGCCAAUAGGAGGAGAGUGAGAGCUCUCGCUUUUCUCUAUCUGGCCGUUUUAUGAUUCUAUAGUGUUUUUGCCUUUUACGUUCUUUCGUUCGAAGGGAAACAGCACAACAAUGGCGAUUUAUCGAAGCUCGAGAAGUGGAUUAAUGCGCAGUUUUAGUUUGUCGUUUAGAGUGUUGGCCUCCGCCAUUACCAUUGCAGUGUUUCUCUUCUUCACUGUCUCUUUCCUCUUCACUUCCCAUUCUCACUCUUCUACAGACCUUCACCACUUUGGUUUCAAAAGCAUACCUUCUAGAUUCGGAUCAGGGAGAAGAUCCGUUCUUGCACUGAAAUCGGAUCCGCUGAAGCCUCGGUUGGAUCAGAUCCGAAAGCAAGCUGACGAUCACCGAUCUCUCGCUCUUGCUUAUGCAUCCUAUGCCCGGAAGCUUAAGCUUGAGAACUCCAAGCUUGUUAGGGUCUUUGCUGAUCUUUCUCGAAACUACACUGAUCUGAUUAACAAACCCUCGUAUCGGGCUCUCUUUGAGUCUGAUUCUCUCUCAAUUGAGGAAUCCACUUUGCGACAAUUUGAGAAGGAAGUGAAAGAGAGAAUCAAACUCACGCGCCAAGUAAUUGCCGAGGCAAAAGAAAGUUUUGACAAUCAGUUGAAAAUUCAGAAGUUAAAAGAUACAAUUUUUGCUGUUAAUGAGCAAUUAACUAAAGCCAAAAAGCAAGGGGCUUUCUCGAGUUUGAUUGCUGCGAAAUCAAUACCUAAGAGCUUGCAUUGCCUUGCUAUGAGGUUGAUGGAGGAGAGAAUUGCUCAUCCUGAGAAAUAUUCCGAUGAAGGGAAGGCACCAGCACCUGAAUUGGAGGACCCAAAGCUUUAUCAUUAUGCUAUUUUCUCAGAUAAUGUCAUUGCUGCAUCAGUGGUGGUGAACUCGGCUGUGAAAAAUGCAAAAGAGCCGUGGAAACAUGUUUUUCAUGUUGUGACUGAUAAAAUGAAUCUUGGGGCCAUGCAGGUUAUGUUCAAAUUGAAAGAUUACAAUGGGGCGCAUGUUGAAGUGAAAGCUGUUGAGGAUUAUAAAUUUUUGAAUUCUUCCUAUGUGCCUGUACUCAGACAAUUGGAAUCAGCAAAUCUGCAAAGGUUUUACUUUGAGAAUAAGCUUGAGAAUGCAACCAAGGAUACUACAAAUAUGAAGUUUAGGAAUCCCAAGUAUCUGUCAAUUUUGAAUCACCUGAGGUUUUACUUGCCUGAAAUGUAUCCAAAGUUGCACAGGAUAUUGUUUUUAGAUGAUGAUAUUGUGGUGCAGAAGGAUUUGACUGGGUUGUGGAAGAUCGAUAUGGAUGGCAAGGUGAAUGGGGCAGUGGAAACUUGUUUUGGGUCUUUUCACAGAUACGCACAGUAUAUGAAUUUCUCACAUCCUUUGAUUAGGGAGAAGUUUAAUCCGAAGGCAUGUGCUUGGGCAUAUGGGAUGAACUUCUUUGAUUUGGAUGCAUGGAGGAAGGAGAAGUGCACAGAGCAGUAUCAUUAUUGGCAGAAUCUGAAUGAGAACCGAACCUUGUGGAAACUGGGGACAUUGCCACCAGGUCUAAUCACAUUUUAUUCAACAACAAAACCACUAGACAAGUCAUGGCAUGUUUUGGGGCUUGGAUAUAAUCCAAGCAUAAGCAUGGAUGAGAUCAGCAAUGCUGCAGUGGUGCACUUCAACGGUAACAUGAAGCCAUGGCUAGACAUCGCGAUGACCCAGUUUAAGCCGCUCUGGACAAAGUAUGUUGACUAUGAAAUGGAGUUUGUCCAGUCAUGCAAUUUUGGUCUCUGAUUAAGCAGUGGUUAUGCCAGUUCUGGUGUUGCAGCAGGAAAAAAAGUCAAAUCUUUUGAAGUCUCUAGUUAUUUGUUACACGCAGUCAUCACCAAUUACUUGUGCUUCAUCAGUUAACCUGGAAGCAAAUCAGCAUCUUUUCAAGUGUAGCAUAUUUUACUUGGGUUAAGUCUAGAUUUCUUUUUCUUAAUUUAUACGUGUCAUGCAACUAAACUUUGUUGUAUUUGGCAAAUGUAGCUCUUAAGAAAAUGGUUAUAGCAUUCAAGAAAUUUGCAACUGUUAUGGUAAGCUGAGGGUUUUGAUGAAACUGGAAAGGAGUUGCCGAUAUAUAAUCGUGUUGGGUACAACUAAAGGUGGAAAUAGUUCAAAUUGCUUUUAUGGGCUGAUUUAUGAGAAA